CCCAGCUCACACAUGAGUGGCUCCAACAUCUUCCUGCCCAUACUGUAUUACAUGAUAUUCCUCACAGGUUUCCUGGGCAACCUCUUUGUGAUCUUGGUGGUGGGCAGCAAAGGUAGGAAAAGUGGGCGUCUGGUGGACACUUUUGUUGUCAACCUGGCCCUGGCAGACCUCGUCUUCGUCCUCACUCUGCCUCUGUGGGCCAUGUCUGCAAGCCGCAGCGGCCACUGGGACUUUGGGGCAGCUGGAGACCUUCUGUGUAAACUGAGCAGCUUCAUCAUAGCUGUGAACCGCGUCUCCAACAUCUUCUUCCUUACCUGCAUGAGUGUGGACCGCUACCUGGCGGUGGUGAAGCUGAUGGACUCGAGGUACCUCAGGAGCAGCAGGUGCAUCCGGGCGACAUGUGCUGCUGUGUGGCUGAGUUCUCUGGUGCUGGGUAUCCCAUCUCUUCUGUACCGCAGAGUGGCGCCCUCAGGGGAUGGACUCUCCUGCGUGGAAGAAAACAACUCACCCUUUUUUCUGGGCCUGAGCCUCGCCAUGGCUUUACUCACUUUUGUUAUCCCUGUGUUGAUCAUCGUGCUCUGCUAUGGCACCAUAAUGAUGUAUCUCAAUCAGAACUGUGCUGCCAAUCCUCGGGCUGAAGCGCGGCACAGGCACUCCCUGAAAAUGGUCCUCUCCAUCAUAUUGGCCUUUGUGGUGUCCUGGCUCCCCUUUAACAUCUUCAAAGUCAUCGUUAUCAGCACGAAGCUCUCCGAAGCUGACCUGAGUUGUGAAGCUGAGUCUUGGCAGAGUAACGGGCUCCUCUUGUCGGGAUGCCUGGCCUUCCUCAACAGCUGUGUGAAUCCGGCCAUUUACUUUUUCCUGGACAAUCACUUCAGACGAAGUGCCCAGAACUUGUGCAAGAGGUUCACAGGGAAGCAGAAGUUCCUGCAGAGCCACCACUCUUCAGCCUCUUUCACCAAUGUUGGCACUUCAGAGAGCUGUGGGGCAGUCGGUGGGAGAACUCAGCUCCAGAUGUGUGAGUAGGAGGAGAGGACAUUUGAAAUAAUUUCACUUUGAAGGGAGAAAAGUGCUUUAUGUCGUGCUCAUCGUGAUGAUAAGAGACUUUGUGCACAUUUUUCUCAAGGGAUGUUUGAAUACAAAGUAAAACCAGACACAUGGCAAUACAUUUGUUUUGAGUAAGUACAGUUUUGUGAGUUUGCUUUGUCAUAUUUCUUCUGUAUUCUCAUUUACAACAAAUAUGGAGUAUGCUGUUUAUAUCUGCUUAUGGUGCACCAUGCAGUAGUUUAGAUUUAGGAGUCAGUAAUUGAUAUCUUAUUAUUUUAUGAACAACCUUAAACAAUUUUUUAACAAAAGUAGAUUGAAAUUGUUUGAAUUAAGAGGUUUAAAUAUAGUCUUUAAAUAUGUAGAAUAACUGAAGUUGCAUUUCCUUAUCUUUUAUAUAUAUCAAAAGCAGGAAUGUAUUAAGUUGCAUUAAAAAAUAAAUGCUGAACAGUAAAAUAAUUGAACAAAAAAGAUGUUAUGAUGAGUUGAUAAACUUUCCAUAAAAUAAUUGUUAAUCAAGGAUGAAAGAGUUAAAGAUCAUGAUUCAAAUGUGUUUUAAUUCAAAAGAGAUGUCAGUCGCAAAUUACUUCUUAGUGAUUCCUCUCAAACAACCGGUACAAAGAUGUGAGUUUCACUGCAAUCUUCAGCAUAUAAAUAGCUGCAUCUUUAAACCGUGGCAUG
This is a messenger RNA of Gymnodraco acuticeps, 1722 nucleotides long. RefSeq names its product G protein-coupled receptor 25 (gene gpr25). Bases 13 to 1023 code for a protein of 336 amino acids. Lineage: Eukaryota; Metazoa; Chordata; Actinopteri; Perciformes; Bathydraconidae. Gene Ontology annotation, biological process: G protein-coupled receptor signaling pathway; immune response. Gene Ontology annotation, molecular function: G protein-coupled receptor activity. Gene Ontology annotation, cellular component: membrane. The record is from RefSeq and is a predicted model, not a curated record. The transcript has a single exon.